UUAUAAGUAUAAAUAGUAAAGAUGAAAAAGAAGAACUAUGAUGAGGACAUUAGAUUCAAAGUCAAACAGAGAUAUGCAACAAUAUCUGAAUGGGCAUUUAAAACUCUAGAAUCUGAAAGAGUACCAGAAGCAAGAGCUAAGUCAUUAUAUAGUGGGGCAAUAAAGAUUUAAAAUCAAGAUAUGUAUUCGUUCCAUUAACCGUAUAAACAAGUUAAAAUAUUUAGAUCUAAGAGUAUAGAUACAAAGAAACCAAGACUUGUCUUAUUGUAAUAGUCUACAAAAUAACAUUAAUAAAAAAUUAAUAGGAAAUUGAUUGAUCCUCAUUAAGUUACAAGAUCACUUGAUUAAUCUGAUAUAGCAUAUUCUUAAACAAAUACAGCAUAGAAAAGAGCUUCGUCAAAUUAAAGAUUAAAUAAAUAAUUUUAGGCAAUCCAUAAUAAAAUGAAAUAAAUUUUAGAUUCCUACAAAAAUAGAGAACGAGUAUUGUUAAAAUAUAUAGCUUCUUUGUAAUAAGAGAUCAUCAACCUCAAAUAAACUCAAAAUUAUACGAUUUGA
Paramecium sonneborni is the source of this 555-nucleotide messenger RNA. Lineage: Eukaryota; Ciliophora; Oligohymenophorea; Peniculida; Parameciidae. The record is from the annotation of a GenBank genome assembly.